Pimephales promelas (fathead minnow) is the source of this 2743-nucleotide messenger RNA. It is a transcript of the gene nrgnb, whose product is annotated as neurogranin (protein kinase C substrate, RC3) b. Gene Ontology annotation, molecular function: calmodulin binding. Lineage: Eukaryota; Metazoa; Chordata; Actinopteri; Cypriniformes; Leuciscidae. Gene Ontology annotation, biological process: regulation of growth. The record is from RefSeq and is a predicted model, not a curated record.
CAUAUCCUGGUUGCAUAGCAACGGUUGACAACAUUAUUCAGGUCGUUUUAACCGACUUGUCUUGAGGUGCUGUAUAAGAUGUCUGUUCCCUUUUCCAACACAAACCUGCGGAUCCCUAAAGGUUUUGGGAAUUUAUUGGAGGGUCUUGCCAGAGAAGUGUUGAGAGAUCAGCCUGAGGACAUCCCUACCUAUGCUGCUCUCUACUUCACAGAGCUUCUUAAAGCCAGAGAAGAAAGUGGCCUAGAUCCAGCAGAAUGGGGUGCAAAGAUGGAAGAUAGGUUCUACAAUAAUCACUCGUUUAAGGGCACAUCAAUACAAGGAAACUCCAUUUUGCCUAAAAUAAAUACAAGAAACAACACUGGCCGUUCUGAAACUUUUGGAAACAACGAAACCCAACAUUCUGCAUUAAAAGACCUCAACACUAAUAAUUCAGUGGACACUGAAGUAAAUCAAAAAUAUGAGUUAGAAAAGAAGCUUGAUGAGGAAUCCAGUGAGAGGGACCACAGACCUCCUGCAGAAAUUCCCUAUGUUGGAACAGCAGAUGUUGAUAUAUGUGCUCAAGAGCUGAAGGACCCCAGCGGGAUUCCAGAACAAACAUCAGAGGUACUGAAAGAUGAAGAGGUCGUAAAAGAAGCUGUAGAAAUUGGUGGUCUAGCAAAUGUUGAUGUAUGUGCUGAAGAGAUAAACCACCCAUCUGAAUCUACUGAGACCAACAGAGAUUUGGGAAGCCCAAAUCCAUCGCCUCCGAAUGGAAAACAGUCGGAAUCACAAGAUGAAUAUUUUAUUGAAACCCCUUCACAUAUUGAGCAAGGCAAACCACCAAAUGAAAUGUCUGAUGGUGAUGAUGAUGGUGGCCAUAUUGAAGAUGCUGAACAGGGAGUCGCAGAAAUGUUUGAUACUUUAUUAGAAGACACUGACUCUGAGAAAAAGAGCACUGAGCAGGUUUAUGUAGAGGAUUCAGAAAAAAGUACAAUUGAAAAAGAUUGGGAAAAAAGUGCAGUUGAAGCAGGCCAGGAAUCAGAGGAACAUAUUGAAGAAAAUGAUGACUUACCAGACAAUGAAGAUCAGGAAGAGACCAAUCAUGAGUACAGCAGCGCCAAUGACUUAGUAGAAGAUGUUGCUGAUUCCACAUCUGAUAUCAAUAGUAAAUCACUGAUGGACAUGAAAGAUGCAUAUAUUGACUACAGUGAUGAAACAAAUGACAGUAAAAGUGAAGUCAGGGAUAUUCUAGAUGAAGUUGACCAUCAGGUUCCUACUCGUACUGAUGAGCAUGAAGCUGAGAACAGCAAUGAUGAGCUGAGUACAUCUAAAUAUAUUGAUGCAAUUGAGGAAGACCUUUUAGAAACCCCAAAUCCAGUUUCCCAACUAAACAACAGUGAAUCAGAAGUAACAGAGGAUAUGAUAAGCAAUGAAAUUUUAAACACUGAUGUAAUGGAAGCUUCUGAGAAAGAUCUAAACACAGAGAAUGUAAAUGACGGGAGUGAUCUUGACAGUGAUGGCUGUGAUGAUGAAGAGAUGGAUCCAGACAUACCUCAGCAAAAUAUGGUGAAAACUGAGGAUGAGGAGGAUGAUGGAACCCAUGAUACUGAACCAAAGAAUGCUGAAGAAGCUGAGCCCAGGCCUUUAGAGAGAGAAACAGAGGUAAUCGGGGAAGAACAUCCUACAGAUUUACAAGAACACACUGAGAAUGAUGCAGAUCAGAAGGAUCAGUUGAAGGAGCAAAGAGAUAAAAGCCAGGAAUCAACACUUGAAAGUGAGAACCAGGAGUAUCCUGACAGCAGUAAGCCAAAGGAGGAAUGCAGCCAGCCACAAGAGGAAGAGGACAUCAUGGACAUCCCAUUGGAUGACCCAGAGGCCAAUAAAGCGGCCGCCAAAAUCCAGGCCGGCUUCCGUGGUCAUAUGACUCGGAAGAAGAUGAAACCUGGGGAAAAGCCCAAUGAGGAGGUGAGCAGCAGUGGUGAGGCCCUCAACGGCAGCCAAGGGGACUCAGGGGGAACAGACGGAGUAGAGACAGAUGCGACAUCUGGUCCAGAGCAAUGAAGACCAUUCUGAAGGUGGAUGACUUAUUGGAUGCUUUCUCCAGGGAUUUUUUUGUUGUUGUUUGUUUUGUGUGUGUGUGUGUGUGUGUUGACAAAAGUAGUGAAAUUAAGCUGGAUAUGUCUGUGAACUCUCUCUAUUUUCUGCUUCUUAUCCAGUCUGGAUGAAUUUCUGCUCCAGCAUGAUUUUUGCAUCCCACAAAAGGCAUCCGUAUACUGGAUGUCUGAUAUUUGUACGAGUAUUUAACACAGGCUUCUUCAGUCAGACAGUCAGGUAAACUUAAAAUAAUGCAUCAUGAUUGAGUUUUGUCUUUUUUUGUUACUUGAUAUUCCUUUUCUGUGGUAGUAUGUUUAUGAAUGCCUUGAUUUGACCAUGUAGCCACUACCACUAUGAAAUUUGUUUAUUGUCAUGAAAUGGAAUGUUAUCAGUUGUUUAUAACUGUAUUGACUGUUUGUUUGGUUUGCACCCUGUAAUAUGUUAAAAUCAGAGCUUCCAACGCAGCAUAUGGCAUGGCUAGAUCGACUGAUUUAUUUCAAUUUACUUUAAUUUGUAAAAUAAUUUAUUCUUUCUUUAAGGUAGUGCAUAUCAUUAGAAGUAUAGAAAUUGAGUUAACCGCUUAAUGAGUGAUAGCUAAGUUCACCUUGCAUGUUGACAUCAGCAUCAAGCUCUGUAUCAGUUGAAAAGCGAAUAAAAGCUCAGAAAUGUG